Messenger RNA from Actinia tenebrosa (Australian red waratah sea anemone), 378 nucleotides. RefSeq names its product stimulated by retinoic acid gene 6 protein-like. The record is from RefSeq and is a predicted model, not a curated record. Gene Ontology annotation, cellular component: plasma membrane. Gene Ontology annotation, biological process: vitamin A import into cell. NCBI's taxonomy places the organism in Eukaryota, Metazoa, Cnidaria, Anthozoa, Actiniaria, Actiniidae. Gene Ontology annotation, molecular function: retinol transmembrane transporter activity; signaling receptor activity.
AAAAAUAUCCAGCUAAUGCUUAUUUUGUUAAACGUUUUACAGAAACUCGAGUACAUAUUGUAUCAGAGAAUCUUGACCAAUAUACCUGUGGUUGUCUGCACAUUUUUUCUCGUUGGAAGCUACUCCGUACUGUUGUUUAAGGAAAUCAAGAAACUUCGUGUUCAAGGCCUUCUUGGAUUUCGAUGUGUGCUGGAAAAAGAAGAGGCCACAACAAUUAACCUGGCCGGCAAAACAGAGAGAGCUCAUGUUAACCUUCUGUUCUCUAAUCACCUACACCAGGCAGGGAAAAGAUCACCUAACCCAAAUGGCAACUGGUAUGAUUCACUGAAGAACUGGAUAUACGUCACACGCCCAGGUGGGGUAAAACGUUCUAAAUGA